AUGGUAAGGGAGAAGGAAGGAGAGCCCACUCAGACGGUGCUCCCACUACCUGUACACAGAGGCCUGAGCCACAGAAGUGUGCGCUCAGUGCUGGCCAGAGGCUCGCCCAUGCUCCUGUGUGUGGUGGCAUCUGACUCCAGCCUUGUCUACCAGAGGAUGUGUGAUGGCCUGCUGACCCCUGACCCCCCCGUGGGCAUCCAGGACCAGGGCCGCCGGCAACACCGCAAAAGACGCCAGCAACAUUGACCCGUAGCAGAACCACAGUGACCGUUAGUAGACCGCUAUGGUCUGGUAAUGAACUCUGCAGUGACCAGGAGAGAACCACAGACGGAAUGGCAGGCUGUUGUGGUCUCGUAAUGAUGAACCAAAGUGCCAGUGUUUUCCUUAAAUUUGGCAGGGCGUGCCUAGCUUCAUUGCUCCGUUUCUGAACUGUUUUUGAGAACCUGGGCAUAGCGACUUAAGGCUCAACAGCUAGCCUACAUAAAGUAUGACAGACCCUGAGAGACUGCGUCAAGAGAAAUAUGACAAAUAUUACAACGGCCAUAACUGCCUUUAAAAGGUGCCACAGUCCCUGUGGGCCAGAGGGUUUGUGUUAUAACUGCCAGAGGGUUUGUGUUAUAACUGCCAGAGGGUUUGUGUUAUAACUGCCAGAGGGUUUGUGUUAUAACUGCCAGAGGGUUUGUGUUAUAGCUUCUCGGACAAUUGACAGACAAUCAAUCAGACACUGGAUUGCAGUUGGACAUAAAAUUGCCAGAGGAUACAUAAGUUGUAUUGAAUUAAAUCUCCAUACAGUACAUCCAUGAAGCAAUACAUGCUUAUGUAGCAGACUGCCGUAUCCACAGACACCACUCAGAACUUGUUCAGCUGGUUAUAGUUACUGUAACACUGCUUUGCUUUGUGCCGACUCCAUACCCAUUUAUUUUAAGUGCAGUUGUGAUUUUUAAACUGUAGAGGGCAUGAAAACAACCAUGGAUGCCUCGAUGAUAUUGCUAGACCGUCAUUUGACAUUGACAGAUAAAAACAACAGUAAACACAA
This is a messenger RNA of Oncorhynchus kisutch (coho salmon), 1036 nucleotides long. Its product is annotated as tRNA-splicing endonuclease subunit Sen15. The record is from RefSeq and is a predicted model, not a curated record. The coding region runs from base 1 to 246 and encodes 81 amino acids. Gene Ontology annotation, biological process: tRNA splicing, via endonucleolytic cleavage and ligation. The transcript is spliced from 3 exons. Gene Ontology annotation, molecular function: nucleic acid binding. NCBI's taxonomy places the organism in Eukaryota, Metazoa, Chordata, Actinopteri, Salmoniformes, Salmonidae.